AUGGAAAAAGAAAAUUUGAAGACAACUAGAGAAAAAACAAACUUACAGUUAUGUUAUAUUGAUUUUUCAAAUAAUUUACAAGAUGUUCUAAUCGAGGAAGAAAUAUUCGAGUACAACCAACAUCUGUGGCUAGAAGAAGAGGAACAUAUAAAGGUAAUCCCGAUGAUUGGUGCUGGUAGACCACCUACAGAAAAGAGUACUGCAGGAAGAAAUUCUCUUUUGAAUAAAAAUAAAAAAAAAGUGGUUAAACGUAAACAUAACUUAGUACAAAGUAUCACUAAUAAUCAAGCAAACUCUAAAUGUCAUUAG
Messenger RNA from Macrosiphum euphorbiae (potato aphid), 309 nucleotides. The record is from the annotation of a GenBank genome assembly. NCBI's taxonomy places the organism in Eukaryota, Metazoa, Arthropoda, Insecta, Hemiptera, Aphididae.